AUGAAUAUAAAUGAUCAAGAUAUGAUGUCCGAAGAAUCUGAGGAUGAAGGGGGAGGGGAGAGUAGAGAAGAAAUGAUAUACAGAAGAAAAUAUCAAAUGCUACUAGAAAGAUGUGAAGUUCUUCAACAGGAUAAUGAAAGACUGGUUCAUAGAAUUCAAGAAGUUUACAAAUAUACUAGACAAGUUAGAAAAGAAAGAAAAUUUUUAAUAGAUAGACUGGAUGGUCAUGGUGAUAAUUGGAGGCAAGGAAUAACACAAUAUUUUCACGAUAAUAAUAAUCAUUAUGGUAAAUCAUCUUCAAAGUUAAAAAUAGAAAAUCGAAAAAACCGAGUUCUUCAUGUAAGAAGCCAUUCAAGGAAAAAACAGAUUUGGAUAUGUCUAAAAAACAAUUAA
Molecule: messenger RNA, 393 nt
Organism: Pediculus humanus corporis (human body louse)
Lineage: Eukaryota; Metazoa; Arthropoda; Insecta; Psocodea; Pediculidae
Exons: 3
Coding region: 1-393 (130 amino acids)
Biological process (GO): apoptotic process; apoptotic signaling pathway; positive regulation of apoptotic process
Cellular component (GO): Ino80 complex
Molecular function (GO): DNA binding
Source: RefSeq, a predicted model, not a curated record